AUGUCAUCUUCACAAAAGAUAUCACAAGCAGCAGCACAAGGAAUGGAAAAAGGGUUAUUAUUUAUCGAUAAUAAUCAUGGCCUCAUGUCUGGUUUAAAUAAUCCGUUGGGCGACUUUUUAUACCAACAACUAAGAACCAGUCCUCUUGGCAACUACACCAACUUUCUAUCUGUUGCCAUUAUUACAUUGAUGUUUUUGUUGACUGUAUCAAUGUCUUAUUUAAUAUUUACAAGUCCAUCAAUAGUUGGACAUGGAGAAAGAGAAAGAGAAAUAAGUUCAUCAUCAAAUAAGAAUAUUAAUAAAAAGAAACAACAACAACAACAGAAAUCACCAAAACAAACUUCUGUACAAAACAAGAAACAACCUGCAACCAAAGCAUCACCAAACAAAUUACCAUCACAAGAAACACCAACAAAGUUGGCACCAAUCGAAUCAGUUGCUAGUUUAUUCCCAUCCCCUAGUAAAGGUGCAUCUUCAUCGUCGUCUACAACUACACCAACCAAAAAAGCACCUGGUAGAAAAAAGGCAUCAGAAAAGACACCUAAAAAGGAGAUGUCUUCAAUGAUGCGUGAUCUUCCAGCACCAAAUUCUUCUAGAAAGAUUGUUCCACCUGAUAGAUACAAAGAUGUAUUUCAAAAUGGAACAGAUAAUUACGCAGUUAUACGUCAUCUGACUCGUUGUCGUUUACAUGAUGUGAUAUCAAUCGCUUCAACACCAAAGAUUAGAGAUAGAAAGAUGGCUUGGAAUUUUGAUUGGGAUAAUAUAUUUUCAUACCAAACGGUAAAGAUUGUAAAGAUUAGAGACAAGAGAUUGGGUAUUCUUCAUUUACUCUUUAUCACUGGUAUCGUCAUUUACAUUGUAUUGGGUACAAUCUUUUUCCAAAAGAGAUAUCUUGCAACUGAAGCUCCAAUCGGAUCAAUUAGAUCUUCAUUAUUGGCUCCAACAUAUAGAGAUCCAACACCACCAUAUUGUACAUCAUCAGGUAAUACAACAUAUAAUGGAUUUCCAACGAUGCCAUGUCAGUAUUGGGAUGAAACAUUGACAUUGUAUCCAUCGGUAGCAGACGAGUCAAUGUUUAUUUCAACACGUGUCACAUCAGAGAACCAGAUUGCCAACUGUUCACUGACUCUUCCCAACUGUACAUAUAAUAUUACCAAUCCCGACACUUUCUAUAUUGCCGAUGUCGUCAAUUUCACCAUUCUAUUUGAUCAUACACUUUCGGCUCCGGCCCUUGGUAUUCAAUACAAUGCUCGUCAGCUACCAGGUAUCCUUUUAAAUCACGAUGGUGAUGCUUGGACUCCUCCACCUCCAUCGGUCGUCGGUGUUGAAGGUCAAUACGAUAUCUUGACUCUUGGUGUAGUACUUGAAGCUGCUGGUAUUAGUUCAUUAGAUGAUCCAGUCAUCUCUGACACCAAGUACAAGGCCAUCGAACCAAUCUAUACCACCGAUGUCAACCAUCGUGUAGUAUUUAAUCGUCACGGAGUUAAGAUCAUCUUUAUCCAAACUGGUACACUCGGUGUAUUUGAUUUCCAAACGAUGCUUCUUACAUUUGUCUCUGGUAUUGGUUUGGUGACCGUAUCCACUUUGAUUGUCGAUGUUUUGGCUGUCAAACUCUUACCACAAAAAGAGAAAUACCAACAAUUGAAAUAUCAAGAAGCUGCUGUUGGUGUACCAUUAUUACAUGAUGGUAAUCAUAUAACAAAUACUACUGAUGAAGAAGAUGUUUAA
This is a messenger RNA of Cavenderia fasciculata, 1728 nucleotides long. It is a transcript of the gene p2xE, whose product is annotated as putative purinergic receptor. The record is from RefSeq and is a predicted model, not a curated record. NCBI's taxonomy places the organism in Eukaryota, Evosea, Eumycetozoa, Acytosteliales, Cavenderiaceae. The coding region runs from base 1 to 1728 and encodes 575 amino acids. The transcript is spliced from 6 exons.